Molecule: messenger RNA, 1251 nt
Organism: Rhopalosiphum padi (bird cherry-oat aphid)
Lineage: Eukaryota; Metazoa; Arthropoda; Insecta; Hemiptera; Aphididae
Gene: Pex7
Product: peroxisomal targeting signal 2 receptor
Exons: 6
Coding region: 169-1032 (287 amino acids)
Biological process (GO): protein import into peroxisome matrix
Cellular component (GO): peroxisomal matrix; cytosol
Molecular function (GO): protein binding
Source: RefSeq, a predicted model, not a curated record
ACCGAAGAACCGGCAUCCUUUGGUCAUUGGGUCAACACUACGCUAACCCUUUUUAGGUAGGGAUGUAUUUUACAGUACUUUUGAGACCACACCUUUAAAGAAAUCAACAGUUUUCAACAACAGGCCUAGGAGCACACUUGGAGUUCUUUUUUGAAAUUUAAGUUCCCGAUGACUACUUUUAAAACUGAAAACCGACAUGGGUAUUCGGUAAAAUUUUCACCGAAUCGAUCAAACCUCCUAGCCAUAGCCACGUCACAAUAUUACGGGUUUAAAGGCGGUGGAACAUUGUUUUUGGUGAAGUAUGAUGAUGACAGAUGUCUGAUAAGCAAAAAGUAUGAAAUGCAUUGGGACGAUGGAUUAUUCGAUGUGGUGUGGAGCAGAUCAGUCUACAGUUUACUGGUGACGGGCAGCGGAGACGGAACCGUGCAGAUGUGGAAUUAUAAAUAUCCACAAAAACCUGUAAGAACGUUUAAUGAACACAAGAAAGAAGUGUGCGGUGUAGACUGGUGUCAAAACUCCAUAGACGAUUUUUUGUUGUCCGCGUCAUGGGACUGUUCAGUAAAACUUUGGGAUCCCAACAAGUAUUGUUCGCUCACGACGUACAAGGGACACGACAGACUGGUUUACGAAGCCAAAUGGUCUCCAUUCUUGUCUUCAUGUUUUGCGUCGGUUUCAGGCGACGGGAUGUUGGACAUCUGGGACUGUUCAUCACCGCUGCGGCCGAGCGUCAAGAUAAAUGCACAUCAAGCAGAGAUAUUGAGCUGUUCGUGGAACCAGUUUUACCCUUUCGUAUUGGCCACUGGCGGAGCCGAAGGAUUGAUUAGAAUAUGGGACAUACGGAAAUUGUUAACGCCAAUAUUUCAGCUCGAGGGUUGCCAGGACGCCGUUAAGCGAGUGCAGUGUUCGCCUCACCACUGGUCCACGUUGGUUUCGGCGUCAUAUGAUUGCACGACAAAGUACACAAAAAUUACAUUUUAUUUUUUUAAGACAAUAAUAAUAAUAAUAAUAAUAAUAUUAUCUAAUAUAUCGUAAAUUUAUGAAACAAAAAUAAUGAAGUGUGAACGCAGCCACGAUACAUAUACAAUAUUAUUAUUAUACAAUUAAUUAAUACUACAACACUAAUAAUAAUAAUAUCAUUAUAAAAAGUAUAUAAUAAUAUAAUGUGGUGCGCGUAUAAUCUAUAUAAUAUUAUAUCAAUUAUUAUUAUUAUUAUAAUGACGUAUAUUUAUAGGAUAUGGGAUUACGGUGUGU